AUGCGCAGUUGGGGGGCGCCGACUCCUCCAUCCUCCUCUCGGGCAGGCGGCGGCCGCGGCUGCUGCGGGGCCGCACGGAGCCUUCCCCACCCGCUCGCUAGCGCCUGGGCCGGCCGGGCUAGUCCGGAUAUGGCUCGUGGACAGCAGAAGAUUCAGUCGCAGCAGAAAAAUGCCAAAAAGCAAGCUGGACAGAAAAAGAAACAAGGACAUGAUCAGAAGGCUGCAGCCAAGGCUGCCUUAAUAUAUACCUGCACUGUUUGUAGGACACAAAUGCCGGACCCCAAGACCUUCAAACAGCACUUUGAGAGCAAGCAUCCUAAGACUCCACUUCCUCCAGAAUUGGCUGAUGUUCAGGCAUAAAGUUGUUUACAGGUGAAUUCAUGGCACCUAUUGACUCGUCUACAGUCAGACCUUACAUAACAAAUCUGCAGCUGCUUUUCUAACAAACUGUUGAUCAGCAAAAAUGAAGGGGUUACAGAAACAUUCAUAUUUUUAUGCUGUUCCCUCUUGAGCUUCAUGCAAAGACGAUUCUGUGUAAAUGUACAGUUGUGCCCUAUUUGGAAAUCCUGAAAACCAGUCCAUACUUGUUAUAAACAUUUUUUACAAUUGUAAUUAUACUGAUGUUCAUAUUGUGUAAAAUAACUCAUUUAAUAAAGUAGUAUUUUGAUUUUUAC
Messenger RNA from Emys orbicularis (European pond turtle), 674 nucleotides. RefSeq names its product zinc finger protein 706 (gene ZNF706). Lineage: Eukaryota; Metazoa; Chordata; Testudines; Emydidae. The transcript has 4 exons. The record is from RefSeq and is a predicted model, not a curated record. Bases 1 to 360 code for a protein of 119 amino acids.